Messenger RNA from Pectinophora gossypiella (pink bollworm), 1239 nucleotides. RefSeq names its product protein Mpv17 (gene Mpv17). NCBI's taxonomy places the organism in Eukaryota, Metazoa, Arthropoda, Insecta, Lepidoptera, Gelechiidae. The transcript is spliced from 2 exons. Bases 180 to 746 code for a protein of 188 amino acids. The record is from RefSeq and is a predicted model, not a curated record. Gene Ontology annotation, cellular component: cytoplasm; membrane.
CGGCUGUCAAUGUCACCAAUGUCAUUUUAACACAAUUUUAACACGAGGAUCCUGAAAAGUGUUCUGAUAAAUGCAUUUUUUAAUAUUUUUAUACUCAUCACAGUCUUGUGUGAAAUAAUAUUUGCAUAACAGAAAGGGCAAAAUAAUGUUCCAGUGAACCAAUUUCAUUAACCCCUAAGAUGUCAUUGGUUACAAUGCAGAGGUUUGCAAUUUUCAGAGCAUACCAAAGGGUGCUUUCACGACGCCCUUACUUAGUCCAAGCUAUUCAGACUGGUGCACUUAUGGGCGCAGGAGACCUAAUCUCUCAAACUAUAAUAGAAAAAAAAUCUUUUAAACAAAUAGAAUGGCAAAGAAGUGCGAGGUUUUCGUGUAUCGGACUGUUUAUUAUCGGACCAACUUUACGUGUUUGGUAUGGAGUACUUAAUAAACAUAUAGGACACACAGGCAAAACUGUUGCAGUCAAAAAAGUGUUUUUAGAUCAAGUUGUAUUUGCGCCUAUGGUGUUAUGCUCACUACUCUGCAUAGUGGGUGCUUCCCAGGGCAAAAACUGGGAUUCUAUUAAACAAGAUUUGAAUACAAAUUAUAUAGAUAUCUUAAAAGCAAACUACAUGCUUUGGCCGUGGGUGCAGCUACUAAACUUCUAUUAUAUACCACUUCAUUAUCAAGUUCUGUUUGUACAAUGUGUAGCAUUAUUCUGGAACACAUAUCUGGCAUGGAAGACUAACAAGAUCUGUGAAAAGAAAUAGGUACAUAGGUAAUUUUAAAAUCAGUAAUGGAAAGUGUAUAUUUAAAUAAUCCUUGAAGUCUCUCUAUUAUUAAUUAUGUAGGUUUUUCAUAUCAAGGUUAAAUAAAAGAUAAACAGGUAGUCAACCAGAAAAUCUAACAAUAAAACCAAUGUAAAUAUUAGAAUGUAAAAAAUAAAAAAGUAGUAGUGUUUUUGAGAUAUAAAAUAUAAUAUUGUGUAUUUUAAAUAAUUCUAUUACUUUUUUUGUUAUACUGUCCUUGAUUGCUUGACAUACAAAAAUUUGUACAAAGUAUGUAUUAAAGCGAGCUAAGUAUAAUACUAAAUUAGUUUCAAUGGUCAGUAUUUAAAUUUGUGUAUUCAUACAAUUUUAAUUUUACUAAUAAGAGUACUGAGAUGUUGCAGUUACCAAAUAUAAUAAGUAUUGUAAUUUAUUUCGUAUCAUAUUGAAAUUUUUACAUAUUGGUUUCCUACAUUUAUAAAGAUGUGAUUAACUA